Molecule: messenger RNA, 558 nt
Organism: Fusarium fujikuroi IMI 58289
Lineage: Eukaryota; Fungi; Ascomycota; Sordariomycetes; Hypocreales; Nectriaceae
Exons: 1
Coding region: 1-558 (185 amino acids)
Source: RefSeq, a predicted model, not a curated record
AUGUUCUCCAAGAUCGUCUCCGCUACUCUUCUCCUCGCUGCCACUGUCUCCGCAGCACCCGCCUCCAAGACUGUCCGCUCAACCCCUGACAAGACCGUCACUCUUACCGGAGUAACCCACUCCGUCAACGCCGGCCUCGGCGGUCUUCGCUUCGACCCCGACAACGUCGUCGCUGAAGUCGGCGACGUUGUCGAGUGGCACUUCCUUCCCAAGAACCACACCGUCGCCCAGUCCAGCUUCGGUGAGCCCUGCGAGCCUCUCGCCGACGGCAGCGGUUUCUUCGCCGGCUUCAAUUUCCCUACCCAGGAGGGCCAGGCUCCUGAUGUCUUCCAGAUUGUGGUUGAGGACUCCAAGCCCAUCUGGUACUACUGUGCUCAGCAGAUGGGUAACCACUGCCAAAAUGGCAUGGUUGGUGUAAUCAACCAGAACUUUGAUAACCAGGACUUCAGCCUCCGUAGACACAAGGAGCUUGCCGCUGAGACUGUCAAGUCGGUCAUCCCCCCAGUUCAGCAGGGUGGAAAGGUCAUUCCCAACCCCAACCCCAACGGUGGCUUCUAA